Messenger RNA from Striga hermonthica, 1674 nucleotides. NCBI's taxonomy places the organism in Eukaryota, Viridiplantae, Streptophyta, Magnoliopsida, Lamiales, Orobanchaceae. The record is from the annotation of a GenBank genome assembly.
AUGGCGGGGCCGCUGGCUCUCCGCCACCUGCUUUGUCACUUGCAGCGCCGCAGUUUUCCGAUCCUUCGACAUUCAAUCUUCCUCAGAUUCUCAAACCCACUUCACAGAAAACUAACCCACCCGUUUUCGACCUUCCACAAGCCUGCUUCUAAUCCUCGACCUCUGGCCACGUUUGGAGCUGCCAAAGAGAACACCUUGAUUCUCAAGAAAGAUGAGAGGUUGGGGAAUGGAGAGCUAAACUGUGCAGAGCAAAUUUUGUGCUCGAGUACAAUUGCAGCUAUUGUGACUUCAUUAGGUGGGCCGCCAGGUGCCGUGGGGAUUGUGCGGUUAUCUGGUCCUUCGGCCAUUUCUAUUGCUGGGCAGGUUUUUCGACCCAUUUCAGGAAAAAGGAGAAAAGGCUCUAAUUGGUCGCCUAAUAGCCAUGUUGUUGAGUAUGGUGUGGUUAUAGAUUCAAACGGCAAUGUCAUUGAUGAGGUUUUAGUGGUUCCAAUGUUGGGCCCGAAAUCUUAUACUCGUGAGGAUGUAGUUGAGCUUCAGUGUCAUGGCUCUGAAGUGUGCUUGCAUCGUGUCUUAAGGGCUUGCCUAGAUGCUGGGGCGAGGCUAGCCGAGCCAGGUGAAUUCACUCUCCGUGCCUUUUUAAAUGGGCGAUUAGAUCUAUCACAAGCUGAGAACGUGGAAAAACUUAUAUCGGCCAAGUCAUUUUCAGCUGCAGAUGCUGCAUUAGCAGGAAUACAGGGAGGCUUUUCUUCUUUGGUGAAAUCAUUAAGAGCUCAGUGCAUUGAGUUACUUACAGAGAUUGAAGCUCGUUUAGAUUUUGAUGAUGAGAUGCCACCCCUCGACCUCAAACUGCUCACUGAUAAGAUUCAAAAGAUGUUGCUAGAAGUAGAUGAUGCUUUGGAAACUGCUAAUUAUGACAAGCUUUUGAAAUCUGGUGUACAGAUAGCAAUUGUUGGCCGACCAAAUGUUGGGAAAUCAAGCCUUCUUAAUGCUUGGAGCAAAAGUGAGAGAGCAAUAGUUACCAACAUUGCUGGCACAACCCGUGAUAUUGUAGAAGCUAAUAUAAGUGUUGCUGGAAUUCCUGUCACGCUUCUUGAUACGGCAGGAAUAAGGGACACUGAUGAUUUGGUCGAGAAAAUAGGUGUUGAGAGGUCUGAAGCAGUGGCCACAAGUGCUGAUGUCAUUGUCAUGACUGUAAGUGCAGCCGAGGGGUGGACAGCAGAGGAUGAGAGACUUCUCGAGAGAAUUCAAAGCAAUAAGAGUGCAUCUUCAUCAACUUCUCCAGUUGUUCUUGUGGUCAACAAAGUUGACUGUGACACAUCAUUUCGUGAAUGGAUCGUCGAUGUUUCCGGAAUGUUCCACAGGCACGUUUUUACAUGUGCUUUGACUGGUCAAGGGAUCUCGGAUUUAGAUUCAGCAAUAAUCGAGCUCGUUGGAUUGAAUAAGAUCCCUGCUGGUGGCCGCUCGUGGACUGUUAACCAGAGGCAAUGCGAGCAGCUUGUUCGGACCAAAGAAGCUUUCCAAAGGUUACAGUCGUCAAUAGAGGAAGAGAUACCUCUCGACUUUUGGACAAUCGAUCUUCGAGAAGCUGCGUUGGCUCUCGGACAAAUAAGCGGAGAGGACAUUUCGGAGGAAGUUCUCUCUAACAUAUUUGGUAAAUUUUGUAUAGGGAAAUGA